GGAGCACACUGACAGAAGCCCACCACCACCCGCCCCCCCUCCGCAAUCAGAGAGGUCAGAAAGAGAGAGAGGGGGGCGCGCGUGUUGCAAGCUCCUGACGAGCGCGCACCAUUGCACGGUCGGCGCGACACGCGUGUCGAGAAACAUCGGCGACUCGCCGUCGUCGUCGUCGUCGUCAUCUUCGUCGUCGUCUUCUCCGGCAUCGUCACCAUCACUCGCUGGCGAGUGACGCGAGACGCGACGAGGUUUUUUUUUUCCGCGCAGCUCGGCUCGGGAGGACAAAGGAGGCUCGAAGCGCGUCGCAGCCAAGCUGCCAUCCUCUCCUCCACACGCUCCACCCCGAGGGGACCAUCGGAGCAAGAAGGACGAAUACAGAAAACCAUCUUUGUCCGCUUUUAAAUUUAUGGUAUUCACAGCGCCGCAAAUAGCCAGGCCGCGAGGUCAGCUGCUGCAGCGGCGCUCCACUCUGCCUGCCGCCGCCGCCGCUGCUGCCCCCUCGCUAACGAGGCCGCCGAGACCGCGUGACCCGGAGAAGCUCCCUCCCGCGAGAGGAAUACACGCCAUGGAACGUGGCCUGGAGCAGGAGGUGGUGGUGGGCGAGGGCGGCCGGACGGACGCCAGCGAGCGGUGCGAGCACGAGGAGGACGCGGCUACGCGCAGAUUGAACGAAGACGCCGCAAGUUCCGAGCGACCCGAGGCAGCUGAGCGGCGCGAGCAGGCGGCUGCUGGGCAGGAAGACGUCGAGAAGACGCCGGCGACGGAGGGGAGGCACGACGACUCGGAGACGUUUCCACCGCGUGGAGACACUGAGCAAGGUCCCCAGCUUCGGCAGGCUGACACAACUCGGCACGCAGAGGAGGCCGAGGCAACUGAGGAUUCGCAUCCACAGGAAACUCGAGGGCCGGAACCAGAUCACACACAAGGAGGCAUGGAGAUCCAGCGAAACGGACAACUCGCCUCAAGUGGCGAGAAUGACCGACCUCCUGCACCGCAGCCCACAAAGGCUCCCGGUGAGGCCCAAGGGACUCAGUGCAGCACAGUCAGUUUACCGGCGAUCUCAGAUCAACAAGAUCAUGCUGAUGAGUUAGAGGAUUCCAAACCAGCAGAAGCAUCAGAUGAAGCUCUUGAGAGUUUACCGGCAAUCUCAGAUCAACAAGAUCAUGCUGAUGAGUCAGAGGAUUCCAAACCAGCAGAAGCAUCAGAUGAAGCUCUUGAGAGUUUACCGGCGAUCUCAGAUCAACAAGAUCAUGCUGACGAGUUAGAGGAUUCCAAACCAACAGAAGCAUCAGAUGAAGCUCUUGAGCAUCAGGGUGAGACACAAGACAGUAGAGCAUUAGACGAUGCUUGCGUUGAGAAGGCAGAUGCCGCUCGUGACGAAUCAAAGACAGGAGAUUUAACGGAUUCGCUGAAAGACAUAGGAGGCACAGAACCAGCUGAUAGUUUAGAAAUACACAUUCCGCAAAUGGACGAAGCUGAGACACAAGAAAGCAAGGUCUUAGACGAUGCUUGUGUUGUGAAGGCCGGAUACACUCGACUCAAAUCAGAGACGGAGAGCUCAGAGGGCAGUCUGAAGAACGUGAAAGAUACCGUUCCAGCAACUGAGUCAGACAUCCACCAUCCGCAAGCGGGUGAAGAAAGAGAAGGGCAAGCCGAACCUAAGGACUCAAGUGUGGAGCAAGGAUUUGAGGAUCUCGAGCAGGAAUUGAAGAAUUUGCAAUCAGACGAAGAGGCGAUUCGAGUGCAUGAGCAUGAAUUUGAGGACUUGGAGCAAGCAGAGGCACUGGAAAAAGUGGCGAAUGCAGAAGAAAAAGAUGACAAUAACACACCAGCAAUACUCGCAGCACUGGAGCCAGCUGCUGAAGAGGAGCAACCCGAAAUACUCUUGCCAGCUGACACUUUACGUCCAGAAAAAGAGCAGGCAUUUGAGGACCUUGAGCAAGAAAUAGUAUCUCUGCGAUCCCGUGAAGAAUAUGACCCGGUGGAGAUUUCAGAAGAUUUAACGACCUCCGAGUGUGAGCAGGACGUAAAACGUGCAAUGGAAUUGGAGGAGCGUGGACCGUUCCCAGCAACCGAACAGGAGAAGUUUGAUGAAGUGCGGGCAGCUGUGAAUGUUGAGACAGCAGAGGAGCAGAAGGGCGCAGACAUCGAGCAUGGACCUGAAGAGAGACAGCUAACAGGAGAAGACAUGGGUGAUGUGCAGCCUAAGCACAACGUGAAUGAAAUCGAAACUGCGGAUUCGGUCGCGGUAGAUACUGCACAUCGAGAAGAAACCAAUGUCGCAGAGGAAGCAGGAGAUGUAGAACAAUCACGAAAGAGUUCAUGCCCAGCAGUCCGAACCUCUACCGAAUUGGAAUAUGGUGACGCUGGGAUUGCCGUGUAUGUCACCGAGGCAGAUGAUGAGAAAGAGGAAGACGCAAUGGAGGAACUCGUACCGGCGGCACACUCACCAGAAGGAGAAUUGCCUCAAGGUGCGGAUCAAGAAUAUGCGCAAGAGAAAUCAAAGAUCGCAGAACCCGAUGGCGUGCCCGGAGACACCGCUGACCGAGAGUCAGUCGGCACGGUCGAAGACGUCGGAACAGUGAUGCAUUCCGAAGAAGUGAAUCUAAUUGAAAUCCACAAAUUGAACACGUGCCUGGAUCCAGUCGACGAUAAAGAACGAGGAGUGGAAACGAACGAAGCGAUGGACGUAGAGCCACUCAUGGGAACGCAUGUUCACGAGCAAGAGCAGGUGACAGAAAAUACAGGACCUGAAAAGCUUGUGCCAUCACAAAGUACAGCAACAGAGCUGAGCCCGAAUGAAGAGCCGCAGGAUCAACAAAUGCAGAGGAGUGAAAAUCUUGGAAUAGACAACCCACGGGAGGAGCAGCAGCAACAACUUAUGCCGUCUGAAAUGUCCGAAGCUCUGGCUCCAACCGAAGAACUGGAGUCUGCAGAUCUAUCGGUUCAAACUGGGGUAACUGAAGAUGCCAGUAGCUUAAAGGACGUCAACAUGAAUGAACAGUAUGACCCAAAUAAUCUUGAAAACACACAAAGCAAUGAUAAUUUUGACAUGCAGUUAGCACGUGAGGAUCUGGAUCAGUUAAACACGAUUGAAUCAGAGGGCACAGGCGAAGCAGAAAACCAGCCCCAUGCAUUGGUGCCACAAGCUACCAAUGAUUUAGACAAAACAUUACCCCAAAGCCUAGACCCGUCUGCAGAGACACUGAUUGGCUCAGUCGAGAGUCUUGAACCAACCGAAAUAUUAGACCAAUACUUGCAGCAAUUUGAGGAGAGCAACCUCGUGUGGAAUUUAGAAAUGGACAGCAAUCUGGGGCGAGCUGAGAGUACGAAGCGACUGAAUAAACUUGACGAUUCGAAUAGCGCAGAGAAGACCGAUAAUUUGCGGCACACUCAGAGAAACGAUCCCCCUAGACAAAGAGAGAUGCUCGUAAACGUCGAACCAGAUGCCAACGAAUGUGGAAUGCACGCGAUCACAGAAGUAGAAGAAGCAAUGCAACUUGACGUUCUGGAACAAGAUGCUAAGCUAGAAGUGGAAAAAAAUGAGAAUAAAUCCUCACAGCAUGACAACUCGACGUAUCAGGCUCACGCUGAGCAAUCAGCUGACACGACGUCAGAGGAUUCUCAAAAAGCUGAAUGUAACAAGUGGCCGAAGGAGCUAGACCAGCCUUCGCCAUUUGAUCACAAAGGGUACAUGGAAGGACCUCGUGAGGAAAGUGAACAGGUUGAGCACCUGCAGUCUGUGAUGCCAACUACAAGCGAGCAGGAGGCGGUGGAGGAGGAGCCUACUGGGGUCUCAGAGAUGUCUCGAGGGUUUGGACAAGACCAGCGCCUGCAACGAGGAGACCACGAUGGUGCACCGGUGGUGAUGCACAAGCAGCAGCAUUUAAGGUCGAUCACAGACGAUGAUUUGGAGAAGCUCCAGUCUCCUGGGAAUGCAGAUGUUGAGCACGAGACGGGCCAAGCUGAAGACCUGAAACAGGAAGACAUCCAGCAAAGGGUAGAGCCCCAGAAUCCAGUCACAGAUGAGCGGUCCGAAACAUCGCAGCCCUCUGAGAUCAUUGAAAUGGCCGAGAGGCUGGAGAAGGAAGAGUGCCUAAGAGGAGAAGACGAGGGCGAGGAGAACACACGUAAGCCCCACGACCCGCCAGAGAUGCCAGCGUCGACUGAGACCACCAAAACAGAAGAUGACAUCGCCGAGGCUGAACAAUUGGAGCGAGACAAGAGCCAAGAGCGGGAGGACAUAGAGCGUCUUCAGUCCCUGGCACCAAUUGCGGACGACGUAGCACAAGUGGCGCAGUCCGCAGAGAUAACCCAAGCGGAGGCGUCACGCGCUGACGAGACUGCUUCAGGUUCGGCUGAAGCGGUCGAUGAGGAUCAGAGCGCACGACCGGUAGAUAGCCAGGAACAAGCAGAGCCUUUAGAGUUGGAGACGUCGCAGCCGACGCAGAUCACGGAGAUAGCCAAUGAGCUUGAUGAGUGUGCGAACCUGCAAAAUAAAGACGACGAGAUGAAGGAGGAGGUGACACAGGUCGAGUUUUUAAAAGCCACUGGGAACGAACAGCCAGAGACUGUGCAGGCCACGGAGAUGAGGGACACGGCGAGAGGCGCCGGGAGGGAUGAAGCCAUAAGCCAGGGGGGUAACGAGGGAGAAACGGACAUCAAACGGUCUGCUGAGAUAAUAGAGGUGGAGGUGCCACAUGGGACAGCGAUAAGAGAAACGGACGGGGAGAUGGAUGAAGCGCAAGGGCCGGGGCAGGAAGGUCACCACGAUAGGGCAGAUCACGCACAGCCCCAAUCGUCAAGUGCGUAUACAGAUGGUCAAUCGGAGAUGUCGUGCUCCACGGAUGUUUCAGAGACGGUAACAAAAGCUGAGAAAGUUGAACACACCGAAGAAGUAGCUGUUCAGGAAAGGGCAGAUGCUGAGCGCCGUCAGCCGGAAUAUCCCGCGGCUGAGGAGACAGAGAAGACAUCGCAGUGUGACGAGAUUACAGAAGGGGAGAUGGCGAAGUCUGCUGACGCCCUUGAGAAAGAUCAACGCUGUCAAACAGAGGACAGCCGGGAACAACCUCUGCACAUGACCACAGUAGGCCGCUUGCCACCAGAGGAACCAGAGUCUGCAGAGAGCAUGGAGACAGUGAAGGGGAAUGAUGAUGCUGACGACCAGGAUGCAACAGAGGCGGCGUUUAAGCCACCUUUAGAGUUGGUUAUAGAUGAACCCACAGAGGUUCCACAGUUGACCGAGGUUAUAUUGACCAACGAAGACACGAAUCCUAAACAGGAUGAACCAGGAGAGGGCACGGCGUCUCCUUCUCUGGGGAACGAGUGUGCUGUGCAGGGGAAUGUGAGAAUCACGGAUCAGCCCUUUGAAACCUCGUCAGGUCAUCAGCCGGAACGAAAAGAUCCAGAAAUUAGUGGGAAAAAUAUCAAGGAUACUUUGCAGUCAUUGAUUCACUGCAACGUGGUGGAAUCGUCUCACGGCAUGAUCCUGGAACCCAGCGAGAAAGGAAACAUGCACAUAUCCAAAUACAAGCUCAUGAACCCAGACUCGCAGCCAGAGAUUCAAAAUGAGAAGACCAUACAUGGCGACAUUGGAAGUAUCCUCAACGAGCUGCUCACCCACAGGGAGCCCCAGAGGCAGGAGGUCGCAAUUGAGAAGGAGGAGAGGGGCAACCUGAAGGAGAUUCUGGACAAGUUGAUGACGCAGUCAAGCACGUGUGAGGAUGACAAAGAAGGCGACCGAGUUGAUGGAACAGCGAGAGAAUAUCCCGACACUGACACAUCUGGGAUUCAGAACGGAAUCCUUAUACAGGAGUGUCUCCAGGGCAGCGUCAAGAUGACGGUCUACUCGCUGCAAAACCAAGAUGACAACGGCAGUGGCCAGAAAGAAGAAGUCAUAGCUGGCAAUGUUAAAGGGGCAAAGGAGAGCCUCUUGGCCUCUGCAGAGAAGCCAACGCCGAGAAAGCUCGAGCUGGAUUACAUCCGCAAGGGAAACGUACGCUUCUACACAACGUGCAUCAACAGCGGUGCCCUGGGCUACCUGCAGCUCCUGCAGGACCAGGGGGAGCAGCUUGAAGCGGCUGCAUCCUGUGACGCGAGCCGUGCCGGUCCCGUGCUCGCAGACACGGAAGAGAGGGUGGAUGUGAAGGCGAUACGCAAGUCGUUUGAGGCAGCCUUAAAAGAGUCUGGAAAUGAAAAUGCCAUCAAGGUUCCCGUUUGGCCACAGUACUGCGCUUCCAAUAUCAAGUCGGGGACGGCGAGUGAAAAAGCGCCCGGCGAAGCGGUGAAUGCUACGCCCCGACGUUCGGAGGCGCCUGCAAGUGCUGACGGAUGUGCUGCGAGCCAAGAGGCAGAGGGUCAGAGUGCAGCUCAAGCGAACGCAAGCGAAACUCUGCUUGAAACACAGAGCACGCACACCCCAGAGUCGGGCCCUAUUACAGAGAGUCGGGUCCAAUGCGAAGAAGUCGCGAAGGUGAACGUGAAAGAUGCGCGCAGGAGUUUUGAAGAAGCCAAACAACUGGUGAGAGAAGUACAAAGGGAGAAAGUGGUCAGGGGCAACGUGGAAGCCGCGAAGCAAAGUUUGAUGGAAUCGUUCAGCCGCGGGAAGGAGGUCGUGCGCCAGGUCGACAUCGCGGAAGAUCUGCAGACCCUUCAGCGGAAUGCGCCACUGGUCCAGCACGCUGCCUCCGUGUACCACGACGGCCACCUCCUGGUCGAGGUGACCAACGAUAACAACAAUCGGACCUCCGGCGAGGAGGGCUCCCCUGCAUCGGCAGGAACUCCCUCUGAUUUGAAGGCCAGUGAUACACUGGAAAAUGAAGAAAUCGACGCAAACGCACAUCGAGAAACUCAGGAUCCAACGCCUCGGCACACCGAGUGCCGUGGCGAAGUCCACAAAGACGCCCACAACACGAGAGGGAAGUUACAGGAGCGCAAGGCUCCUCAAGAAAGCGCAGAAACCAGUGAACAGUCAUCUACAGAGAAUACAAAGUCGCGUGCGUUUACUUGCGCGAACGAAAACACAACGGGGCCGCGAGAUGAGAGUGAGAAGGGCCUCCCGAAGCAGGCUGCACGGGAGCCGCGUUUUCAAAUUCCUCCACCGGAGCCGGCGGCCCAGGCUAAGCACGCGACCCUUCAAGAGGAGCUACCCCUGCCCGCUCCUCCAUUCGAAUGCGAGCUCGAGGGUUCACUGCCGCCUCCGCCGCCCGAAGUCCUCGCCGCGGUCGUUGCAGAAGAUCUGCCACUGCCACCCCCGCCACCUCCGGACACGCUCAAGGACGACUCCAGGCCGCCGUCGUACCCCUCGUCUCCGACGCACGCGAGCCAGCAUGGCCAGGAACCAAUGGGCGUCCGCAAGCUGCCCUUUCGAGUGAGGACGUUGGACAUGCCAGGUCCACCGAUAUCUUCGUACGCCCCCAUUCCGUUUAGGAAAAAGGCUGCGGACGCUCAGCCGUCGCAAGACAAAGUGCAGUGCGACGCGUCUGUGCCUAGGCAAAAUAACGAUGCCGACGUGGCCAAUGCCUCUCCGAACAAGUUGAAGCAACAUUUGAAAAACCAGGAGUCAUCGUCUGCUGUCACAUUGCGAGACAUAAACGCCAUCAACAAAUACCUGGAAUCAAACGUAGAACAUUUUCACAUUACAUCUGGCCCAAUAGUGCGUCCGGUCAUAUUCAAACCCGACAAAUCCAAUCCGCUCGAGACGUCCGUAAUCAGCCCGCAACGCACGAGCCCCCAGAAGAAGCCAAAACCGGUCACCAAGAGAGCGUUCAAGACCCCGCUGAUGAUCGCCGAGGAAAACUUCAAGCGACAGCAAGCCGAGAAACAGAAAGACAAGACUGCCGGCUUGGCGACGAGCACGCAGUGGAGGGACGUGCACAAAGGCCAAGACGAUGACGCCGACCGCACUUUGUCAAACGAGGCCGCGUACCCGCACGACAACCCACUGUGUGACGAGAGGACGAGUUCUGCCCACACGGGCGCCCUGAUGGCCGCUGAGGGCGCAGCGCAGUGCGUUAUUUUCACCAACAAAGCACUCACGAAUAAUCAGCAGCUCAAUCAAAAUCCGCAGCGUCCCACAGAGGCGGCAGCGACAACCCCGUGGCAUUUGGAGGCAGGGACGCAGCCCACGUCGACGCAGGCGCACGUGGAGCAGCGGUCUGCCUGCGGCGUUCGGCGCACGGCGACGGAGGAAUGCACUCAACAGCAAAGCAGCGAGCUCAGUCGCCUGCGGUGCGAGUCGAGCGUUCGAGGAGGCAAGGGCGCUGCUGGCGCGGAGCCACAAGGAUCGUGUUCGAGCCACGAGGCGGCUCUGGGCGGCCAGGAGAGGGAGGGCGACUCGGCCGGACCGGGUCCCGCGAGCUUCCCAUAGCGGCGUCACUGCAGGAAGGAUGAAGGCGGUGGUGGCUGAGGUGAGCCUGGACCCACACCUGACUGCAAGGGAAGCCUCCUCCUCCUCCCUCGAGAGUCUGGACAUCAAAUCGUCCAGCUGACACAAGACGCAUCACAUUCACAACUGCUCCACGUCACAUUCUAGGACGCAGCAAAUUGCACUGAUCUAGCAAACAACCAAACGCUGAUCAGAACCUUCCACGGACCUGUAGACAAUGCAUUCGGCCGUACGCCACAUUCUCCGUCGCCAUAAUACUUGAAAUAUUGUUACCAAGGGGAUUAUACCAUACGUCCGUGUACAACACAAGCAUGUACUGGGACUACAUUUAGAAUUUUCAUGCGUCCUGAGAAGUAGGUAGGUCACGUGGGUGAGCUGGGCAGGUGUAGCAGAUACUAUUAGAGUGCGAAAGCAAUGGCAGCUUAAGUUUCUCAAUUUUUAUUUAUUUGAGUUUACCUUCCGUGAGGGCAUAAUGGUGUCCGGCAAUUGCGCCCUGAACCCGGGGGGCCUCGAGUUCAACCCCCUUACCCCCGUCACCGCGGACACGAGCAGCGAGUGCCAAUGUGACAUGUCCGUCCGGGUGUCCUCCCUCCCCUCCCUCCGACUCACCGACCCACGCCGACCAACGCGGUUAGGCUUGUGGUAAAACAACCUCAUCGAUGUGACACCGUGUGCGGCGGAGUAUGCCUUCGCGAGGGCGGCGGCGGAUCGACGACGAGUCGACGAGUUGUCGCUUCGUUGAUUCUUUUUUUUGCAGAGAAACACGCGGAAGCCGCGUGCCCCCUUUGUGACGCGCAAAAGCCACGUGACCGAUGGGGCAUCCGGUGCGCGUGUGAAGAGAGAUAUCAUAGAAACCGUGCCAUACGUCGUAGAACCCUUGUGCCAUCGCGAUUCAUUGCUGACAAUGUCAGUGUGGUGUAGGAAAUCAUCGAUGAUGAUGAAGUUAAUACAAAAUACUCGAUUGCCUUGAUGGUAGUAACACGGGAGGUAGUGAUGCGCGGCUGAUGGGGAAGCAGGGGAGUGAUUCUGCCACUCCAAUAACCGGCAGUGUGGCGGCGUGACGCCCACGCAGCCAAGACGUUUAAGUCCAUGGGCCAAACCAGUAUCCAGCACCAAUACAGCUGACAUUUAGUGAUACUAAUUUAUCUAUGUAUGUAUGUAUGUUGAACUUCUUUCGCACCGCACGUAGCCAGCCGUGCCAAAAAUGAGUUUUAAAGACAUGAGUUCGCAACUUCGAUUAAGAAGUACAUCGCUCCUGUGGCGUCACAAUAAGAGUGGAUUACAUGACAAGGCAAGGUUACCGCACGGGCUACUUUUAAUCACGACGUAAAGAGCUUGCUGUCGGGUGGCAUCAACAAGUAAAAAAAAGAACGUUUGUGCCCCACGGGCUAAAUGCCGCUUUGCUCAUUUAGCCCGUGGGCCACGAAUGUUGCGCGAACGGCAGCUUCGAGCUGGGAGCGGCGCCUCGACGCAGCGCUCGCUCGACAUACCCGCAGGCAGGGCGAUCCACUUGUAGACCCCCCAUAGAAGUCAUUUCGCGACGUAGUUGCUUCUCCACAGACGCAAGGGGAGGGAGGGAGGGUGGCCCCCAAAAACGUUGCAGAGGAUUUUUGUCAGCGUGCAUUGGGAGAUUGGCGGGGAGCCAACACGCGCUUUCUCCAUAGUCUCCUAUUUGUAUUUUGAGCUGGCCGUCUCUGAAUGGAUCGCCGUGUUUGAUUAAGGUCCCGCUCUCACGAUAUCGUUGCUUAAGAUCCGCGUGUCCUGUCUGUUAUUCCGCUAAGGAAAGUACAUGGGGGUGGGGUGGAGGGGGGGGAUUUUUAUGUUAAAGGCAUGGCGGUCGUGGCAUGCAGCACGAAUGACGACGAUAGCUCUGAAGAGUCGUCAGCACGCCGACGGACAAUGCGGCCAAUGUAUCCCCGUGUCGUGGUAUGAGGGCCAUCCAUUGAGUACGUACGAGUGGAGGGGGGGGGAGGUGGACCCAAAUGCGUACGCUAGCGUAUAGGGGGUCUACUGACAAUGUGCGUACGCAUAGGAAACGUGGGGGGGGGGGGGGGGUGAAGCCUCGCUAAUAAUUUGUCUACAUUGGCCUUCAAAUGAGCCACAGUUCAGUGUCUCCAGCUGUCAGACAACAAGUACUGCCGGGAGAAGUGGGACUGUGGGAGAGGUGUCACUUCGUGUGCCACCGUGCCCCCCUGACUGCUAACUAUCACGCAGCUCAGCAACAUCAGUGGCCAAAGUACGCAACUUAAGUCUUUAAUGCAGCCGGCGGUGGAUUAAAUAUCGGCCGUUCUAUAAGAUUCUGGGGGGGGGGGGUGCGUCAGGCGUACGUACGCAGGUGGAGGGGAGGGUAAAGAGUCCGCGUGCCUACAGGGAGGGGUUAAGUUCUGACAGAUCGUCUGCGUAACCUACUCAAUGGGUGGCACCUAUGGCUGCUGUGUUCCGCUGCCAGAGGUGUUCGGCAGUUGCGCUGCCGCGUGUUACCGAGUGCUCUUCGACGCGGUGUCCGACGUUUUUCUUUAGUUCCUGAAGAAGCCCCCCCCCCCGCCCUGAGAAGCGAAAUCGUCGGGACGUCGCGCCGAAUAGCGCGCGGUCGGAUAUCACCACCACCAUCACCACCACAUCAGCACCACCACCAUCAGCACCACCAUCACCACCAACAUCAUCACCACCAUCAUCACCACCAUCACCACCACCAUCACCACCAUCACCACCACCAUCAUCACCACCAUCACCACCACCAUCAUCACCACCAUCACCACCACCAUCACCACCAUCACCACCACCAUCACCACCACCAUCACCACCAUCACCACCACCAGUCACCACCACCAUCACCACCACCAUUGGGGGAAGCUACAUUACACCAUUCAGCACUGAUCCCGUGGUUGCUUGUGCUACCAGGAACAAGCAGGCCAUGUAGCUUGUUACUAAACUCGGUCGUUCAAGGCGGCGACCUCCACGAGGGCUCCAAGUGGCGCCUUGCGAGCCGCUCGUGCGACGACGACCACUGCGAUGCCCAUCGGGUCGCGAGUAGAUUUGCAAUAUCUAACCAUUUGUAUUUACGAUUUUACAACAACAAUAAUAUAAGGGAUGGGGAGGGGGCUUAUUUAUAUGUGAUAACAAUUACUUAUCGUAUUUAGUCGAUUGCAGUUACUCUAAGUGGACUUUACGGUCCAAAUACAACACGUGUCCCCAACGGGGGUCGCGUCGCUGUGGAACACGGCAGGUGAGUUUCGCUUCACACAACCAUCGCUCCCUGCCCUGAGCGUUCAUUCCGCUGCAGGCAGCAUUGGCCGGGGAAGGCUGCGCUGGGACAUUCGAGAUUGAAUUAAAAAUCUUAAUAAUAAUAACAAUAAUAAUAACGAUUGUGCCGUGGGGCUGAAUACCGUCCGUUGUAACGGGGGCAUGCACCAGGUGUGUAGACUGCCGCAAACAUUUAAUGGAAUGCCGGGAGCUAAUAGAUCGUAGAGCUACAAUUAACUCGUUUGUAUAAUUUAUAUGGUUUGGUGAACGUAUUUUUUUUUGUUCGGAAUAAUAAACGAAAACGUAGAGCUUCUGUUUAACACGAAGGCGUUGUAAUGGUACUUUAGAUUUUAACGUUCAAAUACUUCGCUGCUGAAAAUCUGGAGAUUCGCAAUCGCCUGCUCCGAGGAGGCCCAGCGAAGCAGAUUGUGUCAGCUGACACACCACGGGCUUGCACAACUUGCAGUUUACUUUGAUCCGAGAUGAUUCGUGUUUCGAAAUUACUUCAGCUACAGAACUUUGAGCAUGUAUUUUGUAUCGCAGCUAGAAUGAUAAGCAUUAAAACUUUGAAACUCA
Molecule: messenger RNA, 12202 nt
Organism: Lethenteron reissneri (Far Eastern brook lamprey)
Lineage: Eukaryota; Metazoa; Chordata; Hyperoartia; Petromyzontiformes; Petromyzontidae
Biological process (GO): actin cytoskeleton organization; actin filament organization
Cellular component (GO): stress fiber; focal adhesion
Molecular function (GO): actin filament binding
Source: RefSeq, a predicted model, not a curated record